GAGCCGAGGCGCCCGCACCGCACCCCACCCCGCCCCGCCCGGAGGGCUCCCUCUCUUCACUCCCAAAUCCAGCGAAGGAAGGAGCCCCUUUCGCCGAAGAUGCAGAGCCCCUCGUGAAACGCGAGUUUGUUCCCCAGGACUCGAGGUGUAUGAUAAAGUGGCAGAGAUGUUCUCAGAAGCCUUUUUAGCUGUUCUGCUGUGCACGACGCUGACUCCUCUCCACGCUCAAAAUUAUGAUGAGGUUGGUGCAGCUUCGUCCUGCGCAGAUCAACCUGACUGUCCAAUCAGGGUGUACUUUGUGAUUGACACAUCUGAGAGUAUUGCGCUGCAGACUGCACCUUUGGGAAGUAUUGUGACCCAUAUGAAGAGCUUCAUCCCGGAAUUCAUCACAAAGCUGGAGAAUGAGCUCUACCAGAGCCAAGUGUCCAUCAACUGGCAAUUUGCAGGACUUCAUUUUUCAGAUGUGGUGAAAAUAUACAGUGAGUUCACCAACAGCAAGACGAUCUACCGCGAUCGGCUGGAGAGCGUUCAAUACAUUGGUCGGGGCACCUUCACAGAUUGCGCUAUCUCCAACAUGACAGCACAGAUCCUGGCCAAUCCAUCCCCUGGGGCUGUCAAUUACGCCAUUGUGAUCACUGAUGGCCAUGUGACAGGGAGUCCCUGUGGAGGAAUGAAGCUGCAAGCUGAAAGGGCCCGAGACGCAGGGAUCAGGCUCUUUGCAGUGGCCCCCAGUCACAACAUCUUUGAGCAAGGGCUGCGAGAGAUUGCCAACCCCCCGAUGGAGCUUUACCGUAGCAAUUACGCCAUCACAAAGAUGGACCCUAUCAGAAAAGAAUCAACCACCGAGAUAGAUUCCAAUACCAUUGAUAGGAUCAUCCAAGUUAUGAAACAUGAAGCCUAUGGAGAGUGCUACAAAAUGAGCUGCCUAGAAAUUGCAGGCCCACCUGGCCCAAAGGGGUUUCGGGGACAAAAGGGUGCAAAAGGCAACAUGGGGGUUCCAGGUGUUUCUGGGCUAAAAGGACGACAGGGUGAUCCAGGAAUUGAGGGUCCAAUUGGAUAUCCAGGUCCCAAGGGUAUUCAUGGUCUAAAAGGAGAAAAGGGAGAGUUUGGAGGAGAUGGGCGAAAGGGGGCUUUUGGCUUGUUUGGACGGAACGGCACAAGUGGGCAAAAGGGCAAACUGGGGCGCAUUGGACCUCCUGGCUGUAAGGGAGACCCAGGCAACAGGGGCCCUGAUGGUUAUCCUGGAGGUGCUGGAGAUCAAGGGUUGCCUGGUGACCAAGGGAUCAAGGGUGAUCCUGGCCGUCCUGGUCGCAGCGGACCACCUGGGUUGGUUGGAGAUAAAGGAAAUCGGGGACCAAAAGGCACCAAUGGAUCUCCUGGCACUCCUGGCACAAAGGGAGCCAAAGGUGGCCCUGGAACUCUUGGACCCAAAGGAGAACCUGGCCGCCGUGGUGAUCCUGGAACCAAGGGGGGACCUGGAGGUGCUGGACCCCCAGGCGGGAGAGGAGACCCUGGUUCUGAGGGCCAGAGGGGGCUACCAGGAGAAGUUGGAAACAAGGGAGGCAGGGGAGAUCGAGGAUUGCCUGGCCCACGAGGGACUCAGGGUGCUGUGGGAGAGCCAGGAAAGCCUGGCUCACGAGGGGAUCCUGGUGAUGCUGGUGUCAGGGGCGACGCCGGGGUGCCAGGUCCAAAGGGUGACAGAGGAAGACCUGGCUUUAACUAUCCUGGUCCAAGAGGAACUGCGGGUGAGAAAGGUGAGAAGGGCCUUCCAGGACCAGAGGGUGCAAGAGGUGACUUUGGACUAAAAGGCCCUCCAGGAAACAAAGGAGAAAGAGGUGAACCUGCUGAUCCUGGCCCACCCGGUGAGCCUGGACCCAGAGGACCUCCAGGCGAAGGAGGCCCUGAGGGUGGCCCUGGCCCGGCUGGAGAUCCUGGCCUGACUGAAUGUGAUGUGAUGGCCUACAUCAGAGAGACCUGUGGCUGUUGUGACUGUGAGAAGCGGUGUGGCCCCUUGGACUUAGUCUUUGUUAUAGACAGCUCAGAAAGUAUUGGCUACACCAAUUUCACCCUGGAGAAGAACUUUGUCAUCAAUGUGGUGAGCAGACUUGGUUCCAUUGCCAAGGAUCCAAAAUCUGAGACAGGCGCCCGUGUUGGGGUGGUGCAGUACAGCCAUGAAGGGACAUUUGAAGCCAUCCAGCUGAACGAUGACCGCAUUGACUCCCUCUCCAGUUUCAAAGAGGCAGUGAAGAAGCUGGAGUGGAUUGCAGGGGGCACAUGGACCCCCUCUGCACUUCAGUUCGCCUACAACACCCUCAUCAAGGAGAGCCGGAGAGACAAAGCCCGGGUCUUUGCUGUGGUGAUUACAGAUGGUCGCCACGACCCCCGCGAUAGCGAGUCCAACUUACCGGCUCUCUGCAGCAAGGGGGUCACUGUCCAUGCCAUUGGGAUUGGUGACAUGUUCAACAAGAAGGAGGAAGACGAGACCCUGAGCUCCAUUGCCUGUGAUGAUGACAAGAGAGUGCAGAGAAUGAAGCUGUUUUCGGAGCUGGUGGCUGACGAGUUCAUCGACAGCAUGGAGCAUGAACUUUGUCCAGAUCCUCAGAUUGUCUGCCCUGAACUGCCCUGCCAAACAGAGCUUGCUGUUGCCCAGUGCACACAACGCCCUGUGGACAUUGUCUUCCUCCUGGAUGGCUCUGAAAGAAUUGGUGAACUGAACUUCCAGAGAGCCCACCGUUUUGUAGAAGAUGUGGCUCGCCGUCUAACCCUGGCCAGAAGUAACAGUGACAAUAUGAAUGCGCGCAUUGCCCUGGUGCAGUACGGCAGUGAGAAUGAACAUAGGGUGGCUUUUGAAUUGACACACAAUCUCACUGUCAUCUCGGAUGCCUUAGAUCAGAUCAAAUACUUGGACUCUUCUUCCAACAUUGGGUCUGGCAUCAUCCAUGCCGUCAACAACAUUGUCAUCAACCCAAGAGACAGGCAGAGAGCAGCCAGGCGCAAUGCCGAGCUGUCAUUUGUCUUCAUCACAGAUGGCAUUACAGGCAGCAAAAACCUGGUUGAGGCUGUUGACUCCAUGAAGAAGCAGAAUGUGAUGCCCACCGUGGUGGCCUUAGGGAGCGAUGUGGACAUGGAUGUUCUGCUGAAGAUUGGUCUGGGGGACCAGGCAGCCAUUUUCCGGGAGAAGGACUAUGACAGCCUCUCCCAACCUGGCUUCUUCGAUAGAUUCAUUAGGUGGAUCUGUUAGUUGCAGGGAAGUGCAGUCUCCCACCGCACACCAAAGUUAUUAAUGUCCUAAAAAUGUUAUAUGGUUUUUAGCAAAUGCAAGUUGCCCAAGGGCAGCAGGCAAAGAUCUGCAGUGGAUUUAUUUUUAUAGUCAAAACCUGUAGGCUCAUUUUAAAUUUCAUGAUGAAACUCAGUUUUAUGGUGCUAAUUAAAACCAAGGUGGAGGAAGGAUCCAAAACUACACAGUGUAAUCUGUCAUGUCUUACAACUUUGUUUAAACAGACUUUUUUGUGCUGUAAUCCUGUAGGUGCUAAACAGAAGAGCAACAAAGUGUUCACAUUCAGCACAAAGAAUAAUCAUCUCCAACAAGGCUCUCCAGUAAACUGUCCUUCCAUCCCCUCCCCACCCCACACAUCAGCACCUAACGUCCCAAUAUCUGUUUCUAGAAGCUGGUUCCUUUACUGGGAGGUGGGGAUAAUUUGAAUUUUGUCCUGAUCCUGGUGCUAAAACCUCCUUACAGUAUUCUCUUUCCAAGGAAACCCUGCCAGUGUUUCCUAUGCAGCUGUGUCACAUCCCACCCUUUUUCACAGGCGAAAGCAGCUGCAGGAAAUUAUCAGCACUGAGUCCUGGACUUUGGGCCACUCCAUUAGUGAAUGCCUGGUCUUUCUUCCUUGCUUUUCAUGCGAUUGCUUAAUGGUUGCAGCAAAAGAAUUUUCUGGCACUUAACUGUACUUUGCAUGCAUUAAAUAUACUUUGCAAGCUUAAUUACGUCCACUUCAUAACACCAUGAGCCAGGGAAAGGGUGAGGAGCCGUGGAGAGGCCUCAUCCUGUGCUGACACCGUCCUGUUUCAGUCCAGGUGACAGCCAUUGCGACCUUUUAUGGGGAUCACGUUGGAUUGUCUCUGGCUCCCCCUGCUGCAGUGUGAGUUUUCACUCCGCAAUAUUUGCAAAUGCCUACUUAAGGAGAAGCCCAACGCUACCUGCCUUCCCUUGCCUCAAGCUCCUACUGUGUUUCCCUUUCCCCAAUCACAAUGAGUAGCACUGCUGGCAUGAAAUGAACAGCACAACAGGUAAACUUUGUCCUUCUGAGGUUUUGCUAUGCUGCAUGGCAGUGACUUUCUUAUGUACCCAACCCUCCUGUGGAAAGUAUGUCUCUCCUUCUAACUGCUGUUACCACCCUUUCUCCCACAUUAAUCACAAAUCACCUCCUCCUUUGAGAUACAGUGUGAAUCAUCAACUCAGACAUAAUGCAAAAACGUGUUGAUGGAUGUGCAAUGAAAUUGCAACUUCAGUGUAUUAUUGGGAUUGCUGUUUCUGCAAUAACAUCCUUACUUGAGCCAAAAUUGCACUCUUGGUAAAUAAACUCAUUUUCACACUAGCUUAAAAA
Zootoca vivipara (common lizard) is the source of this 4607-nucleotide messenger RNA. RefSeq names its product collagen type VI alpha 2 chain (gene COL6A2). The record is from RefSeq and is a predicted model, not a curated record. Gene Ontology annotation, molecular function: extracellular matrix structural constituent conferring tensile strength. NCBI's taxonomy places the organism in Eukaryota, Metazoa, Chordata, Lepidosauria, Squamata, Lacertidae.